This is a messenger RNA of Myotis davidii, 399 nucleotides long. RefSeq names its product galectin-9-like. NCBI's taxonomy places the organism in Eukaryota, Metazoa, Chordata, Mammalia, Chiroptera, Vespertilionidae. Bases 55 to 393 code for a protein of 112 amino acids. The record is from RefSeq and is a predicted model, not a curated record. The transcript is spliced from 4 exons. Gene Ontology annotation, molecular function: carbohydrate binding.
GGGUAUGUGGUCUGUAACACCAAGCAGAAAGGGUGGUGGGGAACGGAGGAGAGGAUGAGAAUGAAUCCCUUCUACAUGGGGAAGCCCUUUGAGAUCCGCAUCCUGGUGGAGAGCGCCAGGUUCCAGGUGGUGGUGAAUGGAGUUGCCUUUUUGCAGUACAUACACCGUGUUCCCUUCCACCGCGUGGACAACAUCUCUGUCACCGGCGCCGUGGGGCUGACACACAUCAGCUUCCAGGACACCCGUGCAGACUCUGUCCAGAGGAUGCAGUCCUACCCCAGUCCCUGUGACUCACCUGAGUCCAAAGAGUGGAAACCAAAAGACAUUGGUGAUGUCCCUGUGGUGAAAUGCUUGCCGAAUACCUGUGACCUACCUGGGCCCAAGGAGCAGUAAGCAAAG